AUGACCAGCUCGGUCUUCCGCUGCAGACCUCGCGCUGGCGCUGUUGCUGGUGGCGGCGCAGGUGCUAGCGCUGGUGUCAACUCGUCCGGAUCUGGCUCGUCAAACACCUCGUGCAGCUCAUCGGCUGACUCGGUCUCCACCUCGGACGCCGGCGAAGAGUCAGAUGGGCGGUCCGAGGCGACUACGUCGUCGAUGUGCACCACGUCGACAAGCGUGAGCAUGGCGCGGCGCGGGCGUGGCGAGUCGGCGUCCGAGCCCAAGCUCAACGUUGGGACCCGAGUCGACGGCUCGUCGCACGAGCUGGUGUACAUCAUGAUUCUCGGCAUCCGCACGGUUGUCUCGCGAGCUGCUACGGUGGUUGUCCGCAACGGCGGUGUGGUGGAAGAGCCGACGGCGGCGUCGUCCAAGCUCGUCCAUCGGUGGAACUUUCUUCACGACGGGACCGAGCGGACGCCGGCGCACAAGCACUCGGACUUUAAGUUCCAGGACUACGCUCCGGUCACCUUUCGCGCCAUCCGGUCGCUCUUUCUUGACGAGGAUGUGUACCUCAUGUCGCUCACCGACGACUACGUCCUCACCGAGCUGUCGUCGCCGGGCAAGUCGGGUGCAUACCUGUACUUUUCCAACGACCUCCGGUUUGUUAUCAAGACCAUCACGCUCACGGAAGCCAAGCUCCUUCGGUCAAUUCUGUACGAGUACUAUCUGUACCUCAAGGAGAACCCCAACACGCUGCUCUCCAAGUUCUACGGUCUCCACCGGGUCAAGCCGCACAAGGGCAAAAAGACGUACUUUGUCAUUAUGGAAAACGUCUUCCCGCCCGACCUCGACAUCCACCGCAAGUACGACCUCAAGGGCUCAACAUGGGGCCGGACCGUCGGCGCCGCCAAGGUUGACAAGGAGUCGUCGACGCUCAAGGACCUCGACUUUCUCUCGCGCAAGGCCUCGCUCCUCCUCGGCCCGCAUAAGCGGGCGGCAUUCCUGGAUCAGGUCCGCCGCGACGUCGAGUACCUGACCUCAAUCGGCGUGAUGGACUAUUCGCUGCUGGUCGGCGUCCACGACCUCAACAUCUCCAACUCGCAGUUUCUCCGCGCCACCAAUCUCUCGGUGGUCAAGCCAAUCGCGCCCGAGCUCGCCUCGCGCGACGACAUUGUCAACGCCAACCUUCGCAAAAAGUACCGGAGGCAGGCUAAGCAGGCGCUUGUCAAGCGGCCCGUGGCACUGACGCCGCUGGCCCAGGCCGGCGAGCCGACCACCCACCUCGUCGCCUCGUCCAUCAAGGUCUCGCUCUUUGCUGCUGACCAGGGCGGCUUUGCCUCGACCGGAACAGAGAACGAGCCGCUCAACGAGGUCUACUUUUUGGGCAUCAUCGACUUUCUGCAAAAGUACAACGCCAAGAAAAAGCUCGAGAACCGCUACAAGUCGCUCCGCUUUGACAAGGACACCAUCUCCGCCGUCCCGCCCGACCAGUACGCCCGCCGCUUCUUUGAGUUUAUCGAGGCCAACACUGGCGUGCCCGACGACUACUUUGCUCACUCGACAGACGUCCACUUUCCGGCGGGCUUUACCAUCGACGAGGCCACCGACUCGGUCGUCCGCCUCGACGCUGCGGGCAAGGUCAUUGCCCGCGGAAACUUUCCGCUCUACCUCUCGCCGUUUGACACCAACAGGCUGUAUGGCAAGGGCGCGACCGGCGACGACGACGCCUUUGACCCGAACCAUCCCACUCACCUUGCCCUCUCGCUCGCCACCGUCACAGACACCGCCACCGAUGGCGAGUACCUCGGCGCCGGCAUGGCUUCCAUGGCCGUCUCCGGCACCGGCGGGCCCGCCGACGACUUUAUCACUAUCGACGACACGCACGACGCUGACGCCGACGACGACGGGUCGUCCAAGCCGCGCACCUCGUCGGCAAACAAGCGCUCUGACGACGCCACCUCGUGCGGGCCUGUGACGGACACCCGCGAUGGCGGCUCGACCUCUGAAGGCGUGAGCUCGGCGGCCCUCGAUCCGAGCGCCGACGGCCACACCGCCGCCACCGACGACGACGACGACGAUGACGAUGACGACAUCUCCAUCACCACCACAUCGAGCUCGUACUACACCUCGACGUCUGACGACGACUGA
Messenger RNA from Thecamonas trahens ATCC 50062, 2124 nucleotides. RefSeq names its product serine/threonine protein kinase. The coding region runs from base 1 to 2124 and encodes 707 amino acids. Gene Ontology annotation, molecular function: phosphatidylinositol kinase activity. The record is from RefSeq and is a predicted model, not a curated record. Lineage: Eukaryota; Apusomonadida; Apusomonadidae. The transcript is spliced from 2 exons. Gene Ontology annotation, biological process: phosphatidylinositol metabolic process.